Messenger RNA from Ruditapes philippinarum (Manila clam), 1841 nucleotides. RefSeq lists its product as uncharacterized. The coding region runs from base 103 to 1155 and encodes 350 amino acids. Lineage: Eukaryota; Metazoa; Mollusca; Bivalvia; Venerida; Veneridae. The record is from RefSeq and is a predicted model, not a curated record. The transcript has 6 exons.
UUCGCUGAAUAAGCUGUAAUUUCCAAUUUGCUAAAAAUAGAUUCAGGAAAUUUCUCGCGUAAAGUUUCAGUGUACUUUCUGUGUGUAAAACAACUGCUAGGAAUGGCUCUUUAUUUAUUGAAAGUACCAUCUGCGCUGAAUACUUUGGUAUCGAAACUUAGUCAUGACGCUGACAUUCAAAACCGGAUACAAGGAAUUUCUGCACGGGCACUUGCUGCAGCAGACGCCUACAAAUUAACGUUUGAUAAUGAAGGAGGUAGUAUUUUGGUCCAGAAGUCUCAUCUAAUGUCAACAGUGUCAACGGAUGAUGUGAGAAUUACUAGUAUGAAGAAUUCGUUGAAUGCAGCAAUUGAAGCAUUGCAAUCAAAUAAAAAUCUUGUCAUAAAUCUUCAAACCGAUAUACAUAGCAAUAUAGAAACUUGCAGGGGACGGAAGAUGGAACAUGACUCGGCUUUGUCUACAAAGCGGGAGCGAAUUUCAAAUAUCAGCACCGAGAUUGGAAGUCUUGAUGAAAAUAUAAAAGUGCACGAAGAAGAAGCUGUUUCAGCAGAAACAGGUGCAGCUGAGCUAGAGGGUCGGCGAGAUAGCAUAAGACGAGCUGCUAGGAAAAAGAGAAAGAGAGCUGGAAUAGGUGGUAUAGUUGGUGUGGCAUUAGCACCGUUUACAGGUGGACUUAGUCUAGGUCUAGCCACAGUUUAUGCAGGUGUGAAUUUAAAUGAUGCUGGAGAUUGUGAGAGACAAGCUAAUCGUCUUCGGGAAGAAGCUAAUUCAAAAAGAGAGCAUGUCAAACAAUUACGUGCAAAGAAAGAAAUACUAGAAAAUCAGAAAUUAUCCCUGGACGAAGAAGCAACGUCAUUGCAAGCAUAUACAGAUGAUUUAGAUAAAGCAUCCCAAGUUCUUGAAGAAGUUACCGAUUUCCUACGCAGGUCAAUAGUUGAUAUUGACAAUGUCCUCGUAGUCUUUCAGGAUAUGGAAAGUGCUUUUUCGGAAACAGUACUUCAAACAGAUUCAUUCAAAAUAAUACAGAAUGCUUUUGCAAAACAACCAAAUCGACUUGAUUCUCUAGCACAAAACUACCUUGAUCAGCUGAAGUGUAAAUGGACUCAACUAGAAACAACAAUAGUAGAGAAUAGCACACGAAGUAAUCCAAAUUGAAAUUCGACGUGAAUUAUACCUACCAGAAACCAGCAAAUACACGGAAAAGACAGACCAUUUUAUUGUUUAAAGACAUCUAAUAGAGAUAAGCAACAUUUAAAAAAAAAUCUUGAUCAAGACCAUAUAAAAUUACCUUAAUAAUCGAUCAUGUCGGACUCACUCUUAAAACGUAAGGGAUUCUGGUAUAAGAACGGAAUCUGAGGUAAAUUAGAGAGAGACUUAUCUGACUGUACGAAUGCACAUCCUGGUCCUGAAUUAUACUGGUGAUGCAUUGUCUUAUAUAAUCUGCUUGCUUUAUAAUACAGAGAGCCUUAUUCGUCCGCUUAGCUCAAUAGGUAUAGGUUGGACUGACUGUGAAUCGGGCAACACGAGUUCGACGGUGUCACUUUCGUUGUGAUUGAUCAUGAAAUCCCUUCUACGGGUUCAUUCGCACUGAAUUGUUCUCAGUUAUCUUCUUGACAGCUUGCCCAGGAACGAUCUGGUGGCUGAACUUCAAUGUGACUUGCUGUCGUAAUUCGGAGUAAAGACUUCCAAACAACACCACCACCACACAGACAUUUUUGAAUAAAAACAACUUCAGUUAUGAUGAUAAUAUUUUGAACAAUUAAACAAUAUAUAGUAUAAUUCGUCAGCUUAACGCCCUUAAAGAACUUUUUUCUGAGUUAUAUGCACAACAAUAUACAGAA